Molecule: messenger RNA, 1131 nt
Organism: Blastocystis hominis
Lineage: Eukaryota; Bigyra; Opalinata; Blastocystidae
Exons: 4
Coding region: 1-1131 (376 amino acids)
Biological process (GO): GPI anchor biosynthetic process
Cellular component (GO): glycosylphosphatidylinositol-N-acetylglucosaminyltransferase (GPI-GnT) complex
Molecular function (GO): phosphatidylinositol N-acetylglucosaminyltransferase activity
Source: RefSeq, a predicted model, not a curated record
AUGGUAACGGAAUUCUUCUACCCUCGAUGUGGAGGCGUGGAGAUGCAUGUAUUUUCAAUCAGCCAAGCGUUGUUGAAGCAAGGCUGUCAUGUUAUCGUCAUUACACGAGGCGACGAACACCACCAAGGGAUUGAAUAUUUCAACAAACAGCUCAAAGUGUAUUAUUUGCCUCUUGAAGAAAUGGCUUUGGGAUCCAUUUAUCCUUAUUGUUUUCUGUUGAUUCCCUUUCUUCGUCACAUCCUCAUUUCUGAACAAAUCCAAGUCGUCCAUUACCACCAAUACACCAGCGGAAUGUUUCACACAUCGGUCAGGGAAGUGGAGCUAUUGGGGAUACGCACAGUGUACACGGAUCAUUCCUUAAUGAAUACAAACCAGCUGGAUGGAAUAGCAAUCAACAAAGUGCUCCAAUGCUCCUGUUCAAAUGUGAAUGCGUUGAUUUGCGUUUCCAAAGCGGAUCGCUCCAAUCUCUGCGAAAGACUCGAAGUAUCUUCUAUUCCCCACAACCUCUAUGUUCUUCCAAAUGGAGUAAAUGCGAAGGAUUUCCAACACGAUUUUUCAAACCAUCCUCUCUCGAUUCGGAUUCGAAAUCAAUUUGGAAAUGGCCAGUAUGUUACGAUUGCUGUACUAAGUCGAUUGGUGUAUCGAAAAGGAGUGUUUCUGUUAAAAGAACUGAUUGAUCGAGUGCUCUCAAACUACGAUUCUGUGAAUUAUGUGAUUGCUGGAGGUGGAAAGCAAGAAUGCAUUAUAAGGGAACGAGCGGAUUACUGGAAUGCAGUGUGUAAGCAAACGCGUGUUUUCCUAUUAGGGACAAUAGAGCACGAUCUGGUAGCUCCCUUUUUGGUUUCGUGCGGAGAUAUCUUUCUAUCUUGUUCUCUUACAGAGUCGUUCAAUAUCACUCUUUUAGAAGCGUUUGUAUCGGGUUGCAAACUUGUAUCAACGAAUGUGGGAGGGGUUCCUGAGCUCUUUCCUUCCAACUGUAUUACUCUCAAAAGCCCGACAGUGAACUCACUCUUUGAGGGUAUUCAAGAAGCACUCGUUGAAAUCGAUUUCAAGCAUGUUGCUCAUCCUCGAGUGUUGGACGAGGUAGACAAAGCGAUUCUCGACUCGUUUGAAUACAAUCGCCCUUGUUGA